CAGGGCACCAUGGAGCUGCCACCUGGCUGCCUUCUCCUCCUGGCUGCCCUGCUCCCCCUGGCCAGGCGGUCCAGCCCAGCCCCGCACACAACGGGACGAGAGGAGCUGGGCAUGGCAAAGCCUGGCUACUGCUACCACAUCGCAGAGGUGGAGGACCUGCUGGACAAGGACUGUGGCUCCUGCCACACGGGUGCCUCCUGCUCGCGCUGCACCAGCGAUGCCGACUGCCACGGAGUCACCAAGUGCUGUCCCAGCAAGUGUGGCCACACAUGCCAGGAGCCAGUGCUGGACUUCUGCUACCUGCCCUCAGUGUGUGGGAACUGCAAGGCUCUGUUCCGCCGCUUCUUCUUCAACGCCUCCAGCCAGCAGUGUGAGGAGUUCAUCUACGGCGGCUGUGGCGGCAACAGGAACAACUUUGAGACCAAGGGCGAGUGCUUCCAGGCCUGCUCCCAUGUCAGUAAUUAGCACUGUGCUGUGGGCCAUGGGCCACAGCUGCUCCUGGCCCCUCUCCUGAUGCCCCAGCUCUCAGUUCCAGGUGCCUGGCAGUGCUGGGAAGUGGUGGCUUCUGCACAGCCCCUGCCUGGGGGAAGCUGCUGCUGGUGGCCACAUCCCUGACCCUACAGGGAAACCUGGUGGCAAUGAGGGCCGUGGGCCUGGGUGGCCAUGCUGGGGGCUGUGGCUUGCUUGGGAGGCUCACUGGCCUAGAGAUAGGGACAUGUGCCCAUUCCAGCACGGAUGGCCCCUCCUAUGCCUGGUGCCUGAGCCGAGGAGCCUGUCCCUCCCCUUGGACUGUGACAAUACACGGACGGGUCCCUGGA
Messenger RNA from Melospiza melodia melodia, 818 nucleotides. RefSeq names its product eppin-like. Lineage: Eukaryota; Metazoa; Chordata; Aves; Passeriformes; Passerellidae. Gene Ontology annotation, molecular function: serine-type endopeptidase inhibitor activity. The transcript has 3 exons. Bases 10 to 465 code for a protein of 151 amino acids. Gene Ontology annotation, cellular component: extracellular region. The record is from RefSeq and is a predicted model, not a curated record.